CAUCACCUGAGGAACGCUGAGCUGCACACCUGCGCUGCACGCUUGUGGCAAGAGGCUUUGCUGCCAAAGGAGUGGCAGUCAUGGCUCAUACGUUGAGCUGGUCUGUGUUGUGUUUUGUUUUGCUGAGCGUUUGGGCUCAGGAUUUCUAUGAGGAAAAAACUGGACCAACAAGAGUUAAGACUAGAGGACAGACGGCAGCCGUUCUGCAGAAACACAACGGUCAAGCCAUCUUGGACGAGGACUGCGGUCUAGAGUUGGCCUUCCUGCUGGACAGCUCUGAGACGGCCAAGGACAACCACCAGCAGGAGAAACAGUUCACUAUGGACAUUAUAGAAGGCCUCCAGAGCAUCCGCUUGGACACAGCUCGCAAACUCAGCUGGAGAGCGGCCCUGCUUCAGUACAGCAGCCACGUCAUUAUCGAGCAGACCCUCCAACAGUGGAAAGGCUCGGAGAACUUCAAGAGCAGCAUCGCGCCGAUGGCCUACAUCGGCCACGGCACUUACACCACCUACGCCAUCACCAACAUGACCAAGAUAUUUCUGGAAGAAUCGAGCCCUGAAAGCAUCAAGAUCGCCCUGCUCCUCACAGAUGGGACUUUUCAUCCCAGAAACCCUGAUAUCUUCUCUGCUAUGGCUGACGCAAAGAACCAGGGUGUGAAGGUCUUCACGAUUGGCAUCACCCGUAGCGCCAAUGAACCUGCCAACACAGCAAACCUGAGACUGCUGGCCAGUACGCCGGCCACCAAAUUCCUCUAUAAUCUACAGGACACGAACGUCAUGGAAAAAGUCAUAAUUCAGAUUGCUCAGCUGGCAAACGAUGGGUGUCCUCUGUCCCCGAAGUGUGCUUGCGAGAAGGGCGAGAGAGGACCUAGCGGCCCGGCGGGAAAGAAGGGUCGCCCAGGUGAGGAUGGAGCCCCUGGGGCUAAAGGUCAAAAGGGUGAAUCUGGUUUGAGUGGACUUCCUGGUCGAGAGGGUACAGAGGGUGAAAGAGGAGAAUGUGGCACUCCAGGAAUCAAAGGAGACCGAGGUCCUGAAGGUCCAGUUGGUACUCAAGGGUCCAGAGGUCUGCAGGGUUUACCAGGACCACAGGGUGACAUCGGACCAGAAGGCCUACAGGGAAAGAAGGGUGAGCGCGGCUCUGCUGGCCCACCUGGAAUUCAGGGCGACAGUGGAAUUGGACUUCCUGGACCAAAGGGAGAUAUGGGAUUUCAGGGGAGACCAGGUCCUCCGGGUCCGCAUGGCAUAGGCGAGCCAGGUCUGCCUGGGCCUCAAGGGCCACAGGGGGUUCUAGGAGAGAAAGGACCACCAGGAGAGGGCUUUCCAGGUCAGAAGGGGGACCGAGGUCUGGAGGGGCCGAAGGGACCAAGAGGACAGCCGGGCACUGGAAUCAAAGGCGAUAAGGGUGAGCUUGGGCCUCCAGGUUUACCAGGACCGAUCGGACUCCCAGGGAUUGGCAUUCAGGGAGAAAAGGGUGUUGAGGGUCCGAGAGGGCCUCCAGGAGGAAGAGGACCAUCAGGAGAGGGUUUCCCCGGGCCCAAGGGAGAACAUGGUUUACCAGGAGAGAUGGGAACCCCGGGAGAGAGAGGGCAGGGCGAACCUGGAACAAAGGGUGAACCUGGUGCAUAUGGACUGGCUGGUGUACCUGGACUUCCUGGGGAGGAUGGAGCUCCAGGACAAAAGGGUGAUGUGGGUGCCGCUGGUCCUCCCGGACCGAUUGGAGAGACUGGUUACGGUUUGCCUGGUCCAAAGGGUGAUCGAGGUAACCCAGGACCGCCCGGACCAUUUGGACCUAAAGGUGAAGGAUUUCCUGGUCCAGUGGGUCUGUCUGGUUUACCAGGACCACCAGGUGAGCCCGGCCCUGAAGGCAUUGGUGUUCCUGGACCAAAGGGAGACGUCGGAUUCAGGGGUUUGCCUGGUUUGCCAGGACCACCUGGUGAAGGAUUGCAGGGACCACUGGGCAACAUGGGAAGACCAGGUCCUCCAGGACCACAAGGACCCCCAGGGGAAGGCAUUCAGGGACCCAAAGGUGAUCAGGGGGCUCCUGGAGUGACAGGGCCGAGGGGCCCAUCAGGAGAGGGACUUCCAGGCUCCAAGGGCGAUCGUGGUUUGCAGGGCGAGAGGGGCUUCAAAGGAAUGAGAGGUGACAUGGGUGACCCAGGGACUCCAGGACUAGCUGGAAGAGCAGGAAUCAAGGGCGAACAAGGGCUCACGAGAGAAGACAUAAUCAAGCUGAUUAAGGAGAUUUGUGGAUGUGGUAUUAAGUGCAAGGAAAGGCCCAUGGAGCUGGUGUUUGUGAUUGACAGCUCUGAAAGCGUGGGCCCGGAAAACUUUGAGAUCAUCAAGGACUUCGUCACAGCUUUAGUGGACCGCGUCACAGUGGGUCGCAAUGCCACGAGAAUCGGUCUGGUUCUUUACAGCUUGGACGUCCAUCUGGAGUUUAACCUGGCCAGGUAUAUGACCAAGCAGGAUGUCAAGAAGGCGAUCAGGAACAUGCCUUACAUGGGAGAGGGCACCUACACUGGCACUGCCAUCCGCAAAGCCACACAAGAAGCCUUUUAUAGCGCCAGGAACGGGGUCAGAAAAGUAGCCAUUGUCAUUACGGAUGGACAGACGGAUAAGAGAGAACCUGUUAAGCUGGAUAUGGCAGUACGCGAGGCUCAAGUGGCGAACAUUGAGAUGUAUGCGCUGGGAAUCGUGAACAGCUCUGACCCAACACAGGCUGAGUUCCUGAGGGAGCUCAACCUCAUCGCUUCUGACCCUGACAGUGAACAUAUGUUCCUCAUUGAUGACUACAACACACUGCCAGCUCUGGAGUCUAAGCUGGUCAGCCAGUUCUGUGAGGAUGAGAACGGGGCCCUUUACUUCAACCGGAUUACCAACGGCUUCAACGGAUACGGCUACGGUAACGGCCAAGAGGAUGUUUCUUCAUACAGGAAUAAUGUUUACGGGAACAGAUUUCAGGAGAUUUCACUGGACAGAUCUCAGACUCACUCUAGAGGCAAAGGACACGGCAUACCUCUUCCCAUCAACCCCGGCCCUCUCAAAGCACAGGUGGAGAAUGACUAUGAAGGCGAGGAUCUAGACAUUAAGACACAAACUCAAAGUGGAAGCACUAUUGCUGUUGUCAAUAAGACUGUCCAACCUGUACAGCCAGGAACAACAUCAUCAUCAUCAUCAGUAUCAACACAUUCUACUUCAGUGAAUGUGAAUGCAAAGCCUCGUCCUGUAGUGAUAAAAGAAUCGGCUCCUCUGGGUCCUCUGUGUUUGCUCAGUCUGAGUCAGGGCUCCUGUAGAGACUACGUCAUUCGCUGGUACUAUGACAAACAGGCAAACGCUUGUGCUCAGUUCUGGUACGGAGGCUGUCAGGGCAACGAGAACCGCUUCCAGACAGAAGAAGAAUGCAAGAAGACGUGUGUCCUCACCGCCACAGCAGGCUAAACGGGAUGAAGAUCUACAUCGGUCAUUCUACAAUGAACCCCAAUAAAUGAACUUUAUGCUGGUGAUGGUGUACCCCAAUGACAGAUGCCUACAGCAUUCAACAGUUCUUAUUAUAAUAUCAUAAAAAUGUUCCCUAUCUUUAAGCUCAGGAUCUGGAGAAAAUGUUUAUUAUACCCCAAAUAAGUCAAAAGAUUUUCAUAAACAACUACCUGCUAAAGUGAAACACAGGUGUUAUUAGUAAGCUUCAAAGGCCAUUUAUUCAAAUGCACAACUCACAUUUCUUAUAUUUCUCAGUAUCCAAUGAGAAUCUGUGCACUGCUCUGACAGUUGUGACAUGCAGAAAUAUUAUCCACUGGGAAUUGAUUGUAUAUAUGUUUUGUUUUAUUUAAAAUGUAUAUACAAUUUGUGACUUGAGUAAAGCCACAGGCAAAUUUAGUAGACUGAAACGUCAUAAAUUAUGUCUUAGGGGUUUUAUGGGGAUAUUAUCAUUUUGUAGGGAAUAACACAAAUAAACAAACAAAUCAAAUAGUUAAGUCACUAAGUCCUAAUAAUUUAAAUGCAAUUAUGAUUUUCAAAAAGAUUUUGUAUAUAUUCUUUUUCAUGUGUCACAGUAGCUUUAUAAUAAUAUUCAGACAAAAUAGAAUCCUGAAUUUUUUUAUUCAAAACAAUGUUUGCCUUUUUUAAUGAA
Messenger RNA from Sinocyclocheilus rhinocerous, 4125 nucleotides. RefSeq names its product collagen alpha-1(XXVIII) chain-like. The record is from RefSeq and is a predicted model, not a curated record. Lineage: Eukaryota; Metazoa; Chordata; Actinopteri; Cypriniformes; Cyprinidae. The coding region runs from base 81 to 3437 and encodes 1118 amino acids. Gene Ontology annotation, molecular function: serine-type endopeptidase inhibitor activity. The transcript is spliced from 32 exons.